AUGGUAGAUGAAUCAUCAUAUAAUGUCUGUUCAAAGAUCGAUAUAAAUCUUUUUGAGGUUGUUAAAUUAGAUCCUACAAGUUGGCUGCCAAAUGAUGUAUUAACAAUAUCAAUAAAAGUUGUGAGAGUACUUAAAAGUUUACCAACAAAAAUUAAUCAUCCAUCGAUAUCUGGAUUAUCAUCAUAUCUUGAAAAUGAAAGAUUUAGUGAUAUUAUUCUUGAAGUUGAUGGAAAAGAGUUUAAAGCCCAUAAGAUGAUAUUGUCUCUUAAAAGUCCAGUAUUUUCAGCAAUGUUUGAUUAUGAAUCCAUGAAAGAAUCAAGAGAUAAUCGUGUUGUCAUUAAAGACAUUGAUGCAGAUGUUGUCAAACAAAUGUUAGAGUAUAUUUAUACUGGAAAAACACCAUCAAAAAUUAAUGAUUGUGUUCAUGAUCUCAUUGGUGCUGCUGUUAAAUAUCAAAUUAAUGAUUUGAAAGAUAUUUGUGAAAAUCAUUUAAUGGAAAACAUAACAGUUGCUAAUGCUGUUGAUACGUUAAUUGUUGCUGAUCGUUAUGAUACGAAAGAAUUAAAAACCGAAGUUGUUGAAUUUAUUAAACAAAAUGUGUCAAUUAUUGAUUCUGCUGUUUUUAAAGAUUUAGAAUCUAAAAAUGCUAAUUUAGCUAUUGAAGUUUUUCGCAAAUUAAUACCUCAAAAAUAG
Molecule: messenger RNA, 693 nt
Organism: Aphidius gifuensis
Lineage: Eukaryota; Metazoa; Arthropoda; Insecta; Hymenoptera; Braconidae
Product: speckle-type POZ protein-like
Exons: 1
Coding region: 1-693 (230 amino acids)
Biological process (GO): proteasome-mediated ubiquitin-dependent protein catabolic process; regulation of proteolysis
Cellular component (GO): cytoplasm
Molecular function (GO): ubiquitin protein ligase binding
Source: RefSeq, a predicted model, not a curated record